Patiria miniata (bat star) is the source of this 840-nucleotide messenger RNA. RefSeq lists its product as uncharacterized. The transcript is spliced from 5 exons. The coding region runs from base 149 to 559 and encodes 136 amino acids. The record is from RefSeq and is a predicted model, not a curated record. Lineage: Eukaryota; Metazoa; Echinodermata; Asteroidea; Valvatida; Asterinidae.
CAGAACGACGGCAAAUGUGUGCCGGGACAAGACGGCGCUCACACCUGCCUCUGCCCGCUAGGCUUCCACGGUGACGACUGUGAAGUCGAUCCUUGCAGUAAUUCACCAUGCCAGAACGGCGGAACUUGUUCCCGUAACAUCUUUAGCGAUGGCUUCGUUUGCGACUGCACCAAGGAAUACUACGGCGACACAUGCCAAACCCGCAACAACAAGUGCGACAACAGCCCUUGCCAAAACGGCGGAACUUGCGAGGUGUUUGGGGAGUCCCAGUUCUGCGUGUGCCCGGCGAAUGUCAACGGCCAAAGCUGCGAAUACAAUCCUUGUGCCAAGUUGCCGUGUGGGACUGGUACAUGCUUCGCAGCCUACCAGGACGAGUACCUGUGUAACUGCCUGGACGGACACAUCGGCAAGUGCUGCGGCGGGCAUGAUGCACCCGCACCCGUACCAGGGCAAUAGCCACAGUAAAAUUUACAUCGUGACGCACGGUUCUUGGUGUACAGUCAAGCCCCAAUUACAGAACAAAUGCAGGACUAAUGUUACAAGCUAUUUAGUUGCGUAGACAAAUUCAGUGUAGUUGCUGAGCUUCAAUCCCAAUUAUUUGUCCCGAUAUCAAUAGCUCAAGACUUAAUCAGUUAAGCAGCUGCUCAAUUUGUCUAAGCUGAUCAAAACAAUCGUACAGUGUUUUUUCCUCUCGAAAGUUAUCAGAAUACCGGGUUCUAUCUUAAAUUACCCGCUGAAUCUCCUUGUUGUUUAACGAGUAUGAUCGGAGGUGAAACUGAACAAUUUUAAAGGAUUUCAAGUCACGAUCUUAUAUUUUAAAUGUACUUCAUGACAAAACAA